Molecule: messenger RNA, 3820 nt
Organism: Mauremys mutica (yellowpond turtle)
Lineage: Eukaryota; Metazoa; Chordata; Testudines; Geoemydidae
Product: nuclear cap-binding protein subunit 2-like
Exons: 6
Coding region: 378-851 (157 amino acids)
Biological process (GO): mRNA cis splicing, via spliceosome
Cellular component (GO): nuclear cap binding complex
Molecular function (GO): RNA cap binding
Source: RefSeq, a predicted model, not a curated record
GGCGCCGCAGCACCAUCUCGCGGCCCCAGACCCUGCGGCACGACGCCGGCAGCCGCAAGCAGGGAGGCAGAACCGCAUCACGUGUGGAAUCCAGCGCUGUGAUUGGCUGAAUAGCCCUAGGCGAAGCAGGCCAAUAGAAGAUAGACAGGACACAAUCCCCUCAGGGAUUGGCUGCUACCGUCGGGGCGGGAGAGAGUAGGCGGCCUUGCCUUUACCAUGAUCCUCACUAUGAUUGGCUGCUCAGAGCUGAUGGAUACGGAGGGACGUAGGGCGCUAGGUCACGUGCUCACACGGUAGCCGGCGGGUCCGUGAGCGUUGGGUCGGCUGCCUCGUGCCGGAGCCGGGCUCUGCGAGGCGCUGUCCGGGGCCCGUCCGCCAUGUGCUCGGUAGUGAUGCUGAGCGUCCUGCGCAGCGACUCCUACGUGGAGCUGAGUCAGUACCGGGACCAGCACUUUCGGGGUAACAGAUAUGACCAGGAGCGACUGCUGAAAAAGAGCUGCACCCUGUAUGUGGGGAAUCUCUCCUUCUAUACAAAAGAAGAGCAGAUCUAUGAACUGUUUGGUAAAAGUGGGGAUAUAAAGAAAAUCAUUAUGGGCCUGGACAAAGUGAAGAAAACUGCUUGUGGCUUCUGUUUUGUUGAAUACUACUCAAGAGGAGAUGCUGAAAAUGCAAUGAGAUACAUCAAUGGGACACGGCUUGAUGAUAGGAUCAUCAGGACAGAUUGGGAUGCAGGUUUUAAAGAGGGCAGACAGUAUGGUCGUGGAAGGUCAGGGGGUCAGGUCCGAGAUGAAUAUCGGCAGGACUAUGAUGCUGGGAGAGGAGGUUAUGGCAAAGUUGUUCAACCCCAGUGAAUAUUGAAUGACCCAUCAGCAUCACAGGAGAACUGUAGCUGCAUCUUGGUAAAUCUUGUGAUGAGCAGCGAAGGACGUCUGUUGCACAUGAAUGUUGUUUAGGUAACUGAGACUUAGAAGAUUUUUUUUCACUGUUGCUGAGAUCGUUAAAUAUAUUCAGUGUCUCUUCCAUUUUUCAAGACCAGUUACAAAAUCAGGAUCAAAGCUAUACUUUAUGUUGUAGGGUAGAUUGAUAGAAUAUAAUGAAGAUCUGGGAGUAAAACUUAUAGCACUGAUUCACAUGAAACAUAUGUGAUUGCUAACUGCUGCUUUUUUUUAAUGUUUGAAGUGUUAUACUAGACUGAGCCAGAAGUCUUUAACAGUGUGUUGAUUUCUUCCAUAUGUCCAAAACCUGAUACACAGGCAUCAGGUUUUUUUUGUUUACAUUAGUAGUGAAGGGGGUGGGCAAGAAUGGGUUGUGUACCAAACAUAAAAAUUAAGAGGAGAGAAAUGGUUAUUUUUUUGGUAAAAUACAGAGAAGGUCCAGAUUUCUCUGAAUUGUGUGUUUGACUAGCAAGAAAUAAGAUGUCUUUUUUUUUUUUUUUUGGUAACAGCUAGCAAACAUAUGAAGGGCACACCUGAACAAACUCUUUACCCUGGGGUUAUCUCUCUGUUCAUCAAAGUGAUAGGAGCAUAGCAGCUAACUGAAGACCUGGCCCAUAUGUAUUUCCACUAAGAGUAUAGUAUGCAUUAGGUCUGAUACCCAAUAAUAUCUGUAGUGUGUGUAUAUUAGAGGCUGUCACUUUGAUACUGUAAACCAGGUGGUGUGAAGUUCCCUUAUCCAGUGGGUGGGAAGGGGGACUGCUGUAAGCAAGGGGAAUGUAGAGAACUGAGAGUUUAAAAAUUGGUGCUAGAUGGUAUUUGCUACCUCUGUAAACUUGGCAACACUCUUACUUUUUUAUUUUUUUAAGGGUUGCUCCUGUAUCAGUUUUCUCCAAUAAAAGGGGUUUGUUUGUAAUUUUAUUAUGUGGAUGAAUUCUUUUCCCUAUUCCUCCACAGAUGGGAGAAUUUGCAUGGUUACCUCCAAAAGGUGGAUGUCUAAGGAGACAGGAUAUUGUAAAAGAAAAGGAAAGUAGUUCUGAAAGGGUGUGAGUUUUGUCUUCUAUUUCAGGCUAGAUUCAUUCCUGCUUAGGUUUCAAAUAACAAGCAAACUGGCAAAAGCCAAUGUUCAAACUCCAGCUCUACCUUGGAGUCCAUUAUGCAUCUGAUGAGAAAUCAUAUAGUGACUCUAGGACUUUAUGUAUGAGUUUCGCGGCUUGUGUCAAAACCGACUGAAAUGAUUGUAUAGUAGUAUGGACUCUUUAAAGUAUUAACUGAUGCUCAAAAUGUUCAAAACCUGGAAAUGUCAACAAUGUCAAGUUCAGGCUUCCCUGGCUUUGCUUGAGGACUUGGGAAUCUUGAGAGAUGUAUAUUGAGUCUAAACACCUUAAUCCGGCAGUGUUGAAGACUCAUCUGCCUAAAAACUUCUUCCUCUCUCAAAUUGCUCAGCCCCCCUGGACACUUAACUAAUUUCAUUAAUUCUGCUUUUCCAAUCAUAAUAUUAGGGACUGACAACACCUGCAUUUAUGUAAAGAGAAAGCAUAACUUAUUCCUUUUCUUAAAAUAUAAAACCUUUUCAGGCCUUCAUGUGAAAGGUAUAAGCCUACUAUUUUUCUUUUUACAUCACCUGUAAAGAAGGGUAAAAUGAACUGAGUGAUGAGCUUUAAUCAGACUUUCUAAGUAUCUUACAGGUACCUCUAUGCAUCAUGUUUCAGACCCAUUACUUUAAUUAAGUUAUAGGUACAAUGAAGUAAAAUGCACACCCACCAUCUUAUCAUCACAUCUAAGAGAAUUUUAAAUGGUGUAUUUCUAACCUUCUCCUGUCAUGGAAGGUACUGUAAAUGUUUAGUACUGGGAUCUUUGAUUAGGGGAAAGUCCUAUAAACAGAAUGAGUUAACCUAGGGUGUUUUUUUUUCUUACCUAAUGAGGCACGUGUCUGAGCAGAUCUGUCUACCACUUGCUCUGUAACAUGUCCAGUAGCAAUUUUCAGAAGCAUAAUCUGAUUGCACAAGUUUUAUGAAAAGAUUGUCUAUUGUCAAAACCACAAACUACUUUCAAAUAAAGCUGCACUACUCAAAUUGAUUUGUUGUUAGAUUGUCAUUCGUGCCUUAACAGAAGCAGCGAUGGGAAUAAAGUAACUACACUUUGCACAUUCUUAGCCAAAUGCCUUGUUUGGGCUGUCUCCAUGUGUAAUUCACUAAAUUAUGGAAGAAUAACACACUGGAGCAGUGAAUACUCUCCUAUCGCUUAAUUAAGACACUGUCUCACAACUAUACCCACUUGUUAACAGAUCCGGAAUGACAAUAUAACAAUGUAAUUUGUUUUGUCGCAGGUACCAGGGGGUGCAGCCUGAACUUAACAUUAUAGUGGACUGCCAGGCCUACUGUAGUUAAGUUUGCAGAGGAAUUGUCCAGGAGCUGGAGCCGGAGAAGAAACUGGAAGAAGAGCAGCCUGGAUAUCCUUGUAAGCAGAGAUGAAGAGUCGUCAGCUUUCUGCCUUCUCCAUGACUGGCUUACCACGGAGAAAGAAGUGAAGGGUAAGAGCCCACCCCAAUUGUGAGAUGGAAGGCGCCCAAGAGCCGUGAGUCAGUGAGCGUUGUUGAUUCCAGGCUAUGCAGAUGCCAUGAAGCUGGGAGUGGAGCAGACGUCACCAUCAGUGAGAUAAGUGUCUGGUUUGGUGAGGACUCUGGUAACGGCCCACCUGCCUCCAGGCCAGGACUUGUUGUUAGCUGGGGCUGAGUUUGUAGGAAAAAGUUCCUGAAUAGAUGUAGUUACGAGGGAGACAAGGUCCCCAUUUUCAGGGGCUGGUCAUUUCUCUGUCCACAAGCAGUGUGUUCUGUGCAGCAGAAGGUUGGAUCCAGGGGGAUGACUCCAGCUGGUGAAUUUCUUGAC